AUGAAACAUCGAUUGUGCAUGUGGCACAUCAUGAGAAAAGUACCUGAGAAAGUGGGUACAACUUUUGGUAAUGUCACUGACUUUUUGAAAGAACUUUAUGCUAUUGUUUGGGACAAGGAAAUUGAACCUAAUCAGUUUGUUGAUGGUUGGAAUACCUAUGCACAAAGGCAUGAGCAAGAUGAACAGAAUAGACAGAACAAGCAUAUGCCUAAACUGAUCACUCCAUUAAAGUUAGAGAAGCAUGGUUAUUCAGUUUACACUCGUUCUGUUUUCUAUGAAUUUCAACAAGAAUCCAAGGCUGCUUAUUUUUCUUAUGGUGUUGAGAGCUGUAAUUCUACUUAUGGUGAUGGAGUUGAGUUUUCCGUUGUUGUAGAUAAUGAACGUAAAUCAGUAUCUGAAAUCCCUAAACAUUAUGUUUUGAAUCGUUGGAGAAAAGAUGUUAAGAAGAAACCUACAUCAGCGGAUGAGGCUUCUAACUUUGACAAAAAAAAGCAACUAAUCUUUAAUGUGUGGUCGAAAAUGUUCUUCUGUGUUAGUCUAGCAAAGGGUUGUGAUGAUGAUCUGUCUGAUUUUGUUAAUUUCAAAGAAGGCAAAGAAGCUAGUAUCCAGCUCUUUGUUGGAUCUAAUGUUGUUGAUGUAGAUAUCUUGCCUCCAAGUCAAUGCCUCAACAAAAGGUCUACUAGAAGUUAUAAACGCUUGAAGAGUGUCAAAGAGGUUCAAGUGGAAUAG
This is a messenger RNA of Chenopodium quinoa (quinoa), 729 nucleotides long. RefSeq lists its product as uncharacterized. Lineage: Eukaryota; Viridiplantae; Streptophyta; Magnoliopsida; Caryophyllales; Amaranthaceae. Bases 1 to 729 code for a protein of 242 amino acids. The record is from RefSeq and is a predicted model, not a curated record. Gene Ontology annotation, biological process: regulation of DNA-templated transcription. The transcript has 5 exons.